CUUUUGGAGCCCGAGAGAGCCGCGGAGGCUGGCAGCGAGGGCAGGCAGCGGCGGAGCGAGAGCCACGCUUGGGACACCGCUCGCUCGGGCCGGAAGAAGAGGCCACUGCGGCGCUGCAGCUGGCGAGGAGAUGGCCGGGGGCGCAGGCGGCGGGGCCAGGGGCUGGCUGGGGGUCGCCCUGGUGGGCCUCCAGCUCUGCUCUGUGACACUUGCCUUGGAGGUUUCGGUAGGCAAGGCGGCCGUUAUCUAUGUAAAGAAUGGCACGGAUGUCCUCUUGCCCUGCACAUUCACCUCUUGCAUCGGAAUCGAGAGAGCCAACUUCUCGUGGAUCAGCAAUAGCACUGAAAUAUUCAAAGGAAUCAUCAAGAACAAAGACUCCAAGCCAGAGCCCUAUCCAGAGUACAGGUCUCUCAUCAAGUACGAGAUGCCAACUGAUAUCGCCCUCAGCAAGGAUAACCGGGAGUUCAACGUCUCCCUCCUGCUCCUCUUUGCAGAGUUCAGUGACUCUGGGAAAUACACUUGCUUUGUUAAGAACCCAAAGGAGAAGAAUGCCAACCAUAGUGCCACCAUCACACUCAAAGUGGUUGUGGAAAUGGAGAAGAAGGACAACACGCUAACACUGAUCAUCGUGUCAGUUGUUGGGGGUGUCAUUGGACUCCUGGUCCUCAUCAUGUUGAUCAAGAAACUCAUCCUCUUCAUUCUCAAGAAGACACGGGAGAAAGAGUGUCUUGUGACUUCUUCAGCAAAUGACAACACAGAGAAUGGGCUAGCCGGCUCCAAAACAGAACAGAAAUCCGCCCCAAAGGCCUGAGGCCGCUGUGGAACCGGUGACCUGUGAGGCCCUGAAAUCCAGGCCCAGGAGGAAGAGGAGGAGAGUCGACCAUUUCCAAAUGAUUGAUGCUUGAGACACAUGACUAUAUUACACAGUUGGCUGCAACCAGCACUGCUUCUCAGAUAAGACUGCAGGCAUUGGACAGGCAGGCCGGGGAGAGGAGGGGCUGUGUGCUCAGGUAGUUCUUAAGCCACCAGGAAGGAGGAUGCUGUCAGGUGGGAUUCCGUAGGUGUGAGCUUGGGCAUCUUCAGUGCAAGAGCCUGGGCUGGCAGGUGGGCGUGGUGCCAGGGACUUGGUUCUCCUCCUGGGCAGAGGGCAACCAGCUGAUACAGAUGGGCUGUGAUCCAUCAGAGGAAAUGCUUGGCACCCUCUUCCCUGCCAGCCUCUCACAGGAGCCGAGGCUCCUUUUUAAAGGAUGGGAGGGCCAACACUGCUGGGACAGAACUUGAACAGGCAAUAGGAGUUUGAAGCACCCCUAGGAACCAGGCGCCAUUUUGCUUGUACCGCUGCUGGACUUUGUCAUCUUUCCUGCAUCCUGGAGUGGGUGGGAGAGUGGAUGAGCUGCAGAUUGCACCUGGAGCCUGCUGCUCUGUCACCACUACUGCCUGCCCACCCACCCACCCUCCGCAACAGCUUCACAAUAUUUUUUGUUUGUUUUGUUUAACGCUUGUGUGAUUGUGAGGCUGAGGGGGAUAAAAGAAGCAGCCUGGCUCUCAUUGCUCAUGCUGCACCCCUCCGGGGUUGGGGUUCCUGAAGUGGCGCUCCCCACCUGCAGACCCCAGGGCUCUUGUAACACCCAGCAUGGCGGCUCCCUUGCUCUGCUCUCAGCUGCCACACUGUAGUGAGGAAUGGCAUCUUUUCCUAGGCAGCCUCUUUCCAACCCAAUUGGUGAGCCUGGGGCUCCUGAAGUCACAGUCCUGGUCCCAACUUACUUGUAUUGGCUCCUUCUCCUGAUCUCCUGGUGAGAGAGGAGAUGAAGAGAGGCAGGAGAUUCGCUUCUUGUUUCAGGCCUUUGGACCACCUUGGAGCUGUCAAGGCCUUAAGUGUGAAGCAAGCCAAUUCCCCGGCACUCCCCUCCCCUCCUAACUGGCCUGCCUCUUUGCCCUACAUCCCUCCCCCUCUCCUGGGCUUCCUGCUGGGAGAAGAGGAAGGGAGUCUCUUCUGCCUGGCCAUGGUCAG
Podarcis raffonei (Aeolian wall lizard) is the source of this 2011-nucleotide messenger RNA. It is a transcript of the gene SCN4B, whose product is annotated as sodium voltage-gated channel beta subunit 4. Gene Ontology annotation, cellular component: voltage-gated sodium channel complex; membrane. NCBI's taxonomy places the organism in Eukaryota, Metazoa, Chordata, Lepidosauria, Squamata, Lacertidae. Gene Ontology annotation, molecular function: transmembrane transporter binding; sodium channel regulator activity. Gene Ontology annotation, biological process: cardiac muscle cell action potential involved in contraction; regulation of sodium ion transmembrane transporter activity; regulation of ventricular cardiac muscle cell membrane repolarization. The transcript has 5 exons. The record is from RefSeq and is a predicted model, not a curated record. The coding region runs from base 131 to 811 and encodes 226 amino acids.